Mangifera indica (mango) is the source of this 3726-nucleotide messenger RNA. RefSeq lists its product as uncharacterized. The coding region runs from base 259 to 3525 and encodes 1088 amino acids. The transcript has 13 exons. The record is from RefSeq and is a predicted model, not a curated record. NCBI's taxonomy places the organism in Eukaryota, Viridiplantae, Streptophyta, Magnoliopsida, Sapindales, Anacardiaceae.
UUUCUGGCUUAUGUGCUCUAUUCUUAAGUUGGAAACAUUUACCAGCCACUGAACUUUAUUACUAUCUUCUCUAAUCUCUCUUCUGCUUCUUCUGUACCACAUUUUCCCACCAGUCUUUCAUGCAUUGCGUUGCUCUCUUACUUCAUCACUUUCUACACAAACUCUACUAGUGAAAUAUCUUCUUUAUGCCUGUUGAUUUCACCUUCUGCUUAAUUGACACUUCAGUUUGAGCCUUUGGGGCUCUAUCUGUAAUCUGAAAUGGAUUUUAGCAAGUUUCCAUGGCUGGUUUUGCAUUGUUGGCUUCUUUCACUUCUGUUGUCCAAAGCUCAUGCUGAUGCUUCAGAGGCCUCCGUCAAGUUCUUGAAAGCUCCUAAACCAUUUUCACAUGUCAACUCAGCUACAUUUUUGUUUCUAGUACUGGUGGAUGGAAAUGACACUUGCUCAGACUGCGUCAUCAGUUGCAAGCUGGAUGAUGGCAUUGCUUCACAUUGUGGAACUAGGGAGGUUCUAUACACAGGCUUGCAGGAUGGAAAUCAUACAUUUAUUGUCUGCUGGAAUGGAUCGCUAGGAGUUGGCUGCUCUAGCUAUAACUGGAUUGUUGAUACUGUCCCACCUACAGCAUAUAUAACUGCAUCAUCGUCAUUUACAAGUGAACUAAAUGUCUCUGUAAAUAUUUCUUUUACUGAGCCUUGUAUUGGUGGAGGUUUCAGAUGUUCUUCUGUGAAUGCCUGCAAUCUACUGGUCUAUGGUGCUGGCCAAGUUGUACCAUCUUCACUUGUCACCCUGCAACCAGCCCUCAAAUACAGUCUUAUUGUGAGUUUAUCACCUAUGGUUCAAUAUGGGAGAGUGAUAUUGGUAAUGGGUAAGAAUUUUUGCACUGACAGUGCUGGGAACAAAUUUACAAGGACAGCAAAUUCGAUUUUCUAUGUGCAUUUUGAUAGAAGAAGUGUGUUUGUUAAUUUAAGGUCACGUGUUCCUGAAAAGUUACUUCAGUUGGAUAGUGAAACUAGAACUGUACAGACAACUAAUAAUUAUGACAACUUGAAAGUCUACUUUUACUUCUCGGAACCUGUUCUGAACUCCUCUGCAGAAAUUCUGAACUCUAUGAAUAUAAGUAAAGGCACACUUCUUCCUAUUAGUAGUGCAAACCAUGGAAACCGGAGAUUUGGCUUUAUGGUUGCAAAUGUAUCUAGCAUUGCUAUUAUCACUAUAAGCCUUGACACGAACUCCAUUAUAAGCAUUCCUGGGAUUCCUGUCUCUCCAAUUGAACCAAUUACUUUCCUUUUUGAUUCUCAGAGGCCUGCUGUGAGAUUGAGCACAACAUCUAGUAUGAGGACUAAUCAGCACAGUAUCCCAAUCUCGAUAAAGUUCUUGAAACCUGUAUUUGGCUUUAACUCCUCUUUCAUAUCAAUCUCAGGAGGACAUUUGCAAAGAUUUUAUGAAGUAAGUAGGAGUAUAUACACUGUAGAGAUACAAGCAGCUGAUGAUGGUGUUAUUUCUGUUAAUGUUCCUGAAAAUGUGACUGGAGAUGUUGCUGGCAACAAAAAUCUAGCAUCUAAUGUUCUACAAGUGAGAAAAUAUUCUGUACCUAUUAUUUAUUGUGUAAUUUCUGCAUUUGUAACUGCUACUUUUUGGGCGACAUCUUCUGUUGCGGGAUUGCUCACUGUCUCUACCGCGAGCCUUCUAUCUGCUGGAGCACUGUCAAAAUCAUCUUUUUCAUUGAUCUCUGAUCCUGCAAGGAAUCUCUUUAGAACUGCAUGCCACAUCCAGGUGUUUGCACUGUCUAGAUGGUUGGCAGUUACUUUGCCAGUUGAAUAUUAUGAGUUUGCAAGGGCUUUACAGUGGAGUAUUCCCUACUUUAAUCUCCCAUGGGAAACUGGGAAUGUUCAGCCAGUCACGAUGAGCUCCAGUCACCCUCCUAGUCCCCAUUCCUAUGUUUCCAAAUUUCACCAUUUAGAGAAUUUUGGAAUUGAACAACCUAAAGAAAGGAAUUUCAACAGGGCACCUAUGGUUUAUGGGACCCCGCUUACUCCAAUGGAAUACAUAAUAUUUUUUGAGAGCGAAACUAUGAAACCUGAAGCAGAAUAUAUGGACUCACAACAUUUGAAUGGUUGGAGAGAUUUCUAUAGAAGCAUGUUCUGGUUAGCUGCAAUUGGUGGCAGUUUGAUACUUCUGCAUGCUUUACUCAUUCUAAUUUUAAAGUUUAAAAAGAAAAAGUCUGAAACAAAGAGUGGUUAUGGAGCACUGACAUUCCCACGUUUUGAGAUAUUUCUUGUAAUUCUUGCGCUACCUUCUGUUUGCAAGGCCUCUGCUGCUUUAGUUACAGGUGAAACACCAUCAGGGCUUACAGUAGGUGUUCUGCUAUUAGGGAUAGUGUCUUUUCUUCUGCUGUUUUUGCUCUUUUUCCUCUCAAUUGGAAUUACAUUUGCGAAACUGCUUCUGUACAAGGAAGUUCAUCAAGAAGGACAGAUCUUUCACUGGUAUCAAGAGAUCAUUCGAGUGACUCUUGGUCCUGGUAAAAGAGGUCAAUGGACAUGGAAAAAUGCACCAAACUCUGUUUUUCUGAUAAUUUAUGGUCCUCUCUUCGAAGAUCUGAGAGGUCCACCAAAAUACAUGCUUUCACAGAUCUCUGGGAGCAAUCCCCACAAGCAUGGUGAUCACAUAAUUGACUCUGAUGAUGAAACGGAAGAUGCAGAAGCACCUUUCAUACAGAAGCUGUUUGGGAUACUUAGAAUAUACUACACGCUAUUGGAAUCUGUGAAAAGAGUUUCUCUAGGAAUUUUGGUUGGUGCUAGUUAUAUGGAUGAAUGGUCAUCUAAAUCGCGUACAAUCGUGUUAUUAAGCAUUACCUGUUUUCAGCUCUUUUUCCUUGUUCUGAAGAAACCUUUCAUCAAGAAAAAGGUUCAGUUGGUUGAGAUCAUUUCAGUUGCCUGUGAAGUGGGUAUAUUUACUCUCUGUUUGGUUCUCUUGGAGAAAGAAUUUUCAGUUGAAGAAGACACUAAAAUUGGAAUCUUUAUGAUUAUACUUUUCUUGGUGGGAUACUUUGCGCUGAUGAUGAAUGAAUGGCAAGCUUUAUAUAGACAGACAAAGCAGCUCGAUGGUGCCAAAAGCUCUUUUUUAACAGGUCUGAAAAUAGCUUCAUUUGGAUUUCUCCAGCUUGUCCUCCCUCAGAAACUGAUAAAAAAUUUGGAAAGCAAAUUUCCAUCAACUGAACGUGAGGAAGGCGGAACAGGGGAUGCUGCUUCUUCAGCAGAAAGAUAUAGGAGCUCCGGGACUGGGAGUCAGAGUUCAGGUACAACCGACAAACCGUGGAUGAAACAACUAAGAGAACUGGCAAAAUCCAGCUUCAGUAUACAAGGAAGGGGAGCUCCAAAUGAUCCUUCAACUUCAAGUGGUUAUCCGAAAUGGAGUGAUUUCUGGAGCUUCAAAAAGAGUGGAAGUUCAUCUUUGAAUUCACCUUCAGAGUCCGAGCCAAAACCAAAAGGAUUGGACAAAGACUUGGAAGCCAUUUUUGCAGCCAAGUGAAAUCUUAAAAAACUUGAAGCAACAUAAUUAUGCUGUCAUUGGUGUUUGAAGAGCUGCUGUAUAUUUUGUUAACACAAUUGUUGAGGAUCAAAAUUAUAAGUUAAUUUAUUUAUACAAAUUGAUACAACAAUAUAUGGUUAUUUUAUUAAUUUAUAUAAAUAAAUCAGUAUGAAUAACCUCUACUUUGUGGUAGAACUAAUA